Molecule: messenger RNA, 1773 nt
Organism: Kwoniella shivajii
Lineage: Eukaryota; Fungi; Basidiomycota; Tremellomycetes; Tremellales; Cryptococcaceae
Exons: 4
Coding region: 1-1773 (590 amino acids)
Biological process (GO): potassium ion transmembrane transport
Cellular component (GO): membrane
Molecular function (GO): voltage-gated potassium channel activity
Source: RefSeq, a predicted model, not a curated record
AUGUCGUCCUACCCUCCUGGGCCAAGCUCUGGCCAUCUGCCAGCGGAAGAAUACGAACUACCUGCUCUGUCCAACGAUGUAGAAGCUGGACCUUCCAAACGUCGCCAGUCUGCCUCUGGAUCCAAACCCCGCACCUUAACUCUACACCCUUCCACAUCGACUGCCAAUCUCUUGUUCUCUGCCCCGGCUGCCGGUUUACCUACACCUAGGAAGCGACAUUCAAGGACACAAUCAUAUCCCGAUUCGCCUGAAGAUGCUAUGACUCCUCGCCGGCUUCCUCGCGACACUUUUCUGAGUGAAGAUCCAGAUCAGAGGCGAGAUGACGUAGAGGAAGUCAAUUUACCUGACUUUGGUCACAUGCUGGGAUUCAUGGAUGAAGGAGAAGACCAUUUUGCAAUUGCACAAGGUAUGAAAACAAGAUGGAAAAGAAAACUAUAUUUGCUAUUGGAAGAGCCGAAUAGUGGUAGGGAAGCUUUCUUCAUACAUAUCGGCGUGACAGGUACUAUAAUCUUCAGUGCAAUUCUCACUACUUUAUCUACGAUGCCAGCAUUUCAUACCGACCCAGCUGCAACACGGGCUCUUUUCGGAUUGGAUACAUUCAUCGUUAUUCUUUUCACCGUCGAAUACCUGGCUCGAUCAUUUGCACAUUCAGAUGGUUGGAGAAUGUACUAUAACUGGGCAACAUCAUUUUUCGCUUUACUAGAUUUGAUAGCGAUCUUACCAUACUAUAUUGAAGUAGCUCAAAAUGAAGACACAUCAAUCUUAUUUCGAUUCUCGAUUUUGCGGACACUUCGGUUGUUACGAGUUUUUCGAGCAUUCAAAUAUCAAAAUCAGAUGUUACUGACAAUUGAAGUAAUGUAUGUGGCAGUAAGAAGAUCAAAAGAUGCCCUAUUAGCUUUAUCGUUUUUCAUCUUAUUGGUUUUAAUCUUAUCUUCUACAUUACUCUAUUUCGCCGAAAGAGGUACUUGGGACAAUCAAUUAGGUGCAUUCAUCGAUGCCGAUGGUGAUCCAAGUUCAUUCGAUAGUAUUCCGAAAACAGCUUGGUUCGCUUUAGUCACCAUGUCAACUGUUGGUUAUGGAGAAAUAACGCCAAAAUCGUUUUUAGGGAAACUGAUUACAGUGCCCCUGUUGAUGUUUGGAUUGUUGUUGAUCGCCUUGCCAAGUUUCGUAUUGGGAAGAAACUUUGCAAUCGUAUUUGAUGCUAUGACUGCAAAGGUUCCCAAACCAACGUCAAACAUGACUUCUCCUAGGGAGUCUUUUGAAGCCAUCCAGCCAGCAACUUCACUUCCAACAGAAAGUUCUUCUGCUCCUCUACUACCUAUAAUCUCCAAUACUCCUACACCCCUUGUUCCCUCUACUGCUCCGAUGGGGCGACCGAGAGCUAUCUCCCCUCAUCCUUCUUCUGGCGGAAUGGUCCCAUCCGCUUCGGCUUCUUCCGGAAGAGGCUUAGGUAAUUUACCUAAGAUGUGGGACGGUGGACCUGAUCUCACACCAUUGAAUUCGAUGAGCGAGAAGAUGAGAGGUGAUUUGACGAAUGUCAAAUUGGCGAAAAAUCAAAUUGUGCUGUUAGAACAAAUAGAUAGUCUUAGAAGAACGAUCGAUAGACAAGGGGAUCUCCUAUCACGUUUAGCAUCAGCAUUGGAAGUCAAAGAAGUGCCGAUCGUGCUAACAGCGAAUGAGUUGUCGAAGAACAGCAUAGAAGGUAGACGACAUGAAAUCGGGGAAAAAUAUCAGUUUGCUCUAGGAGAAAGCGACGAUGAAGGAUACAAGUAG